GUUUAUAAUGCUCAUUCAGCCUUUAAGCUCCGCUGUCCUCCUUGGCGACAGCCAUGUUUACCAUAGCAACCAUGAAGGACCCGGAGAAAGGCAGCUUUACUGAAGUAGAUAUGAAACUAACGCGUGAACAGCUGGAAGACUUGAGGCGUUUCAAUGCAGCCUUACAGGCUGAGAAUGAGAUGUUUGAGCACCAAGCCCUGGUUUCUCAGGCUGUGCCAGAACAUUUGGGUUCUGUUGCAUCAAUGGCACAUGGGCAUCCCGGGCGCAGGAGGCAAUCUAAAGUUCUGAGGCCAUCUCAGAAGGAAUCAUCACAGCUGCUGGGGCUGGAGCAGAAGGUUUUCAUUGCUCAGAGGGAGAUGGAGGAGCUGAGGAAUGACCUGGAGAAGCUAAGACAAAGUUCAGACAAGGAGACUCCCGCAAAGAGGCUGUGUCAGAAAAACACGGCUCGUCACACACAGAAGCGUAAGCUAAAACUAAAAAUGAGGCAGAAAGAGGAGGUGGAAAAAACUUUUCACAAGGUGGAUCUCCAGAAGCUGAAGAUCGAGAAGAGACAGUAUAUUGAGCAAAUUGACAAACUUAGCCAGGACCUGCAGCAACUCAGUGUGCAAGGUGGAAACAUGCUGAAGGUCUUCAAUCAAAACAGGACAAAGCUUCAGAGCUUGACUCUUGAGUCAGAGUCGCUGAGCAGUGACAUAGCCUCGCGUGAAGGCAUGCUCAUGAAGCUUGAGGAACAAACUCAGCAGGUGGAGAAGGAGCAUGCUAAAGCCGAGUCUAAGAACAAGAAACUGAGAACACGGCUGUCCGAUUUCCACGUGCCAGAUGUGCUCAGCUACGUUGAGGUCAAUGCUUUACACACCAAGCUGGAACAGGACAACAGGUUUUGCGAACGCAAGGUGGCAAUCGCAGAGAUGGGAUUGAAGACUCUCACCAAAGCAUGGAACAAGCAUCGAGCUACAGCUGAGGCGGCACUGCCACCCAUAUAAACAUCUACCGUAAUGAAGCUUCUGUUACCUGCUCAAUUGCAAUGCUAAAGAAGCCUUCAUGUGAUUGGUUCUAUUGUAGAAUAGCCGAAACACAGGGUUCACCUGUUCGGUGUGUUCAGAUUCUGAUUAUAAGUAUUUAAAUCAUUAUGCCACAAAAUGUGUUUUGUCACUUACGUAUUGCAUUAUUACUUCACCUCUUCCUGCAUAUUAGCUAAUAAACUCUUAGCGGUCUUG
This is a messenger RNA of Astyanax mexicanus (Mexican tetra), 1217 nucleotides long. RefSeq names its product coiled-coil domain containing 113 (gene cfap263). Lineage: Eukaryota; Metazoa; Chordata; Actinopteri; Characiformes; Acestrorhamphidae. The record is from RefSeq and is a predicted model, not a curated record. Gene Ontology annotation, cellular component: axoneme; ciliary basal body. Gene Ontology annotation, biological process: cilium assembly. The transcript has 7 exons. The coding region runs from base 54 to 983 and encodes 309 amino acids.